AUGUCCAAUUUUACCGUUGUGACUGAAUUUGUUCUCAUGGGAUUUUCUGACAUCCGAGAGCUCCAGAUCUUAUAUUCUUCACUUUUGUUUCUCAUUUAUUCCAUAGGCCUGAUGGGGAAUCUCCUCAUUGUCAUGAUCAUCAUCUUUGACAGGAGACUCCACACGCCCAUGUACUUUUUCCUUAGGAAUCUGUCCAUUGUGGAUGCCUGCUACCUAUCAAUAACUGUUCCCCAGGCAUCAGUUAACUCCCUGGUGAACAACUGGGCUAUUUCAGUCACUGGCUGUGCAGCUCAGGUAUUCCUCGUGAUUUUCAUGGCAUAUGUAGAGUUUACUUUGCUCACUGUCAUGGCUCGUGACCGCUAUGUGGCCAUCUGCCAACCACUCCACUACACAGUGAUCAUGAGUCCCCGAGUCUGCAUGCAGAUGACCGUAACCUGCUUGAUCACUGGCCUCGGGUAUGCAGCUUUCCACACUGGUUACACGUUUCGCUUGUCUUUCUGUCAAUCCAAUGUGGUCCAUCAGUUCUUCUGUGACAUCCCUUCUCUCCUCAGGAUCUCUUGCUCAGACACCUCUGGCAAUAAGUUAUCCUUACUUCUCUCAGCAUUGGUGGUUGUAAUUGGCUGCUUUACCUUCAUCACUGCAUCUUAUGUUCAUAUAUUUUCCACCGUGCUCAGGUUUCCAGUGAAAGAAGAUCAAAGAAAAGCCUUCUCGACCUGUGUCCCCCACAUCAGUGUGGUUUCCUUAUUCGUUUUUUCAACCUGUUAUGUGUAUCUGCAACCACCUUCAGAGUCUGCAUCCCUUAAAGGGAUAAUUCUUUCAGUAUUUUAUACCAUAAUACCUCCCUUUCUGAACCCCAUUAUAUACAGUCUACGGAAUAAGCAGAUAAAAGAUGCUAUAACAAUGUUAAUGAAGAGAACCUGUUCAUUAAGAAAUAAUUCAUAA
Messenger RNA from Gracilinanus agilis (Agile Gracile Mouse Opossum), 942 nucleotides. RefSeq names its product olfactory receptor 14C36-like. NCBI's taxonomy places the organism in Eukaryota, Metazoa, Chordata, Mammalia, Didelphimorphia, Didelphidae. Gene Ontology annotation, cellular component: membrane. Gene Ontology annotation, biological process: G protein-coupled receptor signaling pathway. Bases 1 to 942 code for a protein of 313 amino acids. Gene Ontology annotation, molecular function: olfactory receptor activity; G protein-coupled receptor activity. The transcript has a single exon. The record is from RefSeq and is a predicted model, not a curated record.